GAUCGGGUACCCUCUACGCUCUGAACACUCUCAAUUCCACAUCCAUGUCUUGGGGAGCCAAGUUGUGAUUCCAAGUAUUGCUCACCGUGCCAUGUCGGUGCACAAUGGCUACUGUUAACGAGGCAGACAAGUUUGGGUCCUGGGUAACGCCGAAGGCCAUAGAACCGAGACCUUCAAAUUCCUACACCCUUCAUUAAAACCCUAAUUGUGCUCAGCUGGGCUGUGCACGAGGAAGGAGGCACUGCGCAGACUUGCUUGGCAGGAGCGAAACCCAAUCUCUGCCCUGUUCUCUGACCAAGUGAAAUUCUUCUGCUUCUGUGGGGAUCUCUUCGGACCCUGAAUCGAUCGUCUCCGUCAGCAGGGUUUUGGAGACGAAACCUCGACGGAGGGUGGAAUUCAGAAUCUCGUCAUCGGACGUGGCGAAACUGCCAGGUUCAGUGGCUGGGCACAAUUUCAGAUCCCAUUGACGAAGAGGAUCUUCCAUCAAUUACGAGUUGUGUCGCCUGAGGGUCCAAAAUGGGGAAAGUGUCGGGAACUGUCGUGGGAAGCAAGGUCGCGGCACUCACAGCGGAAACCAUCUACAAUGUGGCGCACAGGCUCACUCUCGUGCAGGCAGAUUCUUCGAGCUUAGAGCAAUUAGCUCAAAAAGCUCCAAAGGUUGUCACAAUCAUCCCCGAUCCUUGGCCAUGGAAUGCACAUGGAGAGAUGCUCGAGUUGUUUCCCGACAGGAAGAUGUCCGAUGUGGAAGAAAGAGCUACACUGGUCGUCCUACUGCACAAAUUAUUGAUCGGCCAGCCCGGCAUUAGGCCCUUCCUUCCUCUAUUUCUGAGCGAAGUUCUCAGGUUAGGAAUCUCUCUGGAGCUACCGGUGGAAACUGACGAUUCUUCUGUGCUCUUAGCUGUGGCCGGAAGCAUUUACAGAGUUAAGGCGCAUCUUGAGGUGCUCGGUGAAUGUGCAGUGAAGGACGAACCUGAAGACGGACCAGCUGAGAUUUCGGGCAUUGGACAAUUGACGGACACAGUUGUUCUAAGCAGAUUGAGGUCAAGCCUUCAAAAGUUCGGGACAGGAGAUUUCGGAGUCACUAAAGAGGAAUUGGCUGCUAUCGAAAGCUCGUCAGCUGCCUCAGUGGGAAUUGCUGCUGUAGCUUACUACAGCCUUACUUCGCUAACAUCUCUUGCAGAUGCGGUUGCCGGGAUGUCCUGUGAAGCCCUUCUAGCCAAUACAGAGAGUUUCGAAUCGGAGAGUUUCAAGCAAGCUUUUGUUCACAAGUCGGAAGCUGACGUUGCGAGUGAUCUGAUGUCCAUUCUGUUCAAUUCGAAGUUAGUGAACCCAAGGAAAGGAGGGGUUGAUGCGGAGUUUGUUCACAACAUCCCCGCCGCACAUGGCGUACUUAGGGAAUCUGUCAAGUCUUUUGCUCCUCGAUUGAGAAUCGAGAUGAACAGGGUGGAAAUCAAGGGCAAGAAGAAAGCAGUGGAGAAGUCAUCAACCACCGGAUCGUCUUCGCCAUCGUAUCUGUUUACAACUAGUUUGAUGUCGUUAAUCAUGAGUCUCUGGCCGAACAUGUAUGAUAGUCAAAAGCGCACGAACAAGAUUCUUGAAUUUCUCCGUGAGGAUAAUAAGAAACUAGCUGCCGGUUGGGAACCUGAGGAAUUUGAGUUAUUAUUUUAUACAAUGCAGUGGGAGAUGCGUAUGGCUGAAUGGAUGGACUCUACUGGUCGCGAAAAUUUUGAAGUGCGCAUUUCCAGAGAAUGCUCUUCUCUCGUGGAAACGUGGAAGAAAUUGAUGAGAAUGGAACUCACUGUAGCACUCGCAGCGAUCUCGAUUAGGGAAGUUCUGACUGUUGGAAAAGUAUCAUUGCAGGAUGCUGCUAAAGAGAAAUUGCCUCAGGUAACUGAAUCGUCUGGAAAUGAGGUGACACAUGGAAAUGCAAAGGGUGGUCCUGGAGGAAAAGGUUCGAAGGCCAAGGAUGGGGCUAAUAAUCGAAAGAAGGAAUUUGUUCUGGGAAAGGGUACAGAUAUGGUGCGGCGUUAUCUUAGUGAUUACUUGACCGGGAGUGCGACUAGAGAUUCAGUCGAUUCUCAGACUAUUCUCGUAUGGUAUCAGGAGUUAGAGAAGUUUUCGAAUCCUUCUUUACCAGAACUGAAGACCCUAGUCAGUGAGGUUAAAAAGGUUGUGGAGAGCAAUGAAGUCAGACGACUUCCAAAACCUCCGAAGGGAACCAGGGACUUCACACCUGAACAGAUGGCCAUAAGGGAAAGGGCUUUCGGUAUCAUCGCAUCCGUCUUCAAGCGCCAUGGUGCAUGUGCACUCGAUACACCAGUGUUCGAGCUGAGGGAAGCUUUGAUGGGCAAGUAUGGUGAAGAUACCAAGCUCAUCUAUGAUCUCGCUGAUCAGGGUGGUGAAAUUCUGUCACUGCGCUACGAUCUUACUGUUCCAUUCGCACGUUAUUUGGCCACGAAUAAGAUUGAAAACUUGAAGAGAUACCACAUUGCAAGAGUAUACAGACGUGACAAUCCAUCAAAGGGUCGAUACAGAGAGUUUUACCAAUGCGAUUUCGACAUAGCAGGGUCUCAGUACGCUCCCAUGGUCCCAGAUUUUGAAGUUUUAAAAGUAUUGACGGAGCUGCUUGACGAAUUAGAUAUCGGUGAUUACGAGGUGAAGCUGAAUCAUCGAAAGUUUCUCGAUGGAAUGUUGGAGAUUUGCGGCGUGCCACAGAGUAAAUUCAGAAGCAUAUGUUCCGCAAUCGAUAAGCUUGACAAGGAGCCCUGGGAGAAAGUGCGGAAAGAAAUGGUGGAGGUGAAAGGAUUGACAGCCGAGGUAGCUGACAAGAUCGGAACCUUAGUGCAACAGCGCGGCAGUCCGUUGGUUUUGCUAGAGGAGCUGAAGAAGGAGGGUAGCCCAUUCUUAGAGAAUAAGGGUUCUGUAGCCGCUAUGGAAGAACUAAGUACUCUCUUCAAAUACCUCGAAGCAUCUAAAUGCAUCCAUCGAGUAGUAUUCGACCUUAGUUUGGCCCGUGGCCUGGACUAUUACACGGGCGUCAUCUACGAGGCAGUUUUCAAGGGCACCACUGAGGUAGGAUCUAUCGCAGCAGGUGGACGGUAUGAUAACUUGGUAGGGAUGUUCAGUGGCAAGCAAGUGCCGGCUGUCGGCGUCAGUUUGGGCAUUGAACGUGUUUUUAACAUCAUGGAGGAACAAGAAAAGUCUCGCAAGAGGGUUCUUCGAACAAACCAAACAGAAGUUAUGGUGCUGGUGUUGGGGAAGGACUUGGCAGAAGUAGCCAUUCAACUUGUAUCGGACCUGUGGGCAGCUAAAUUGAAGGCAGAGUUUGCGUGUGUCGCUGGAGGAAAGAUGACCAGAGAAAUUACGAACGCCGUUAAUGCAGGCAUUCCAUGGAUGGUUAUUGCUGGUGAGAAUGAACUCAAAGAAGGGAAUGUGCAGUUGAAAAACCUCAUAGCCAGUGAGCAAACCACCAUCCCCAGGGAACGGAUGGUGGCAGAGCUUCAAAGACAUAUUGGGACUAAGUAGAACUACCGACAGUUGCUCAGUAAAUCUUCCUCAUGCUACACUGCCUCGAGUAUUUGUGAGCCAGGUGUUGACCUGCAUUGCAUCUUCUGGGCCAAGAAUCUACGAAACCUUUGCAAAAUUCUAGCAGCAGUAAAGGUCAAUGAUGGAUACCUGUGGAGCGUCCCCAGGGCGUUACCUCUUCCUUUGAAGCUCAUGACUUAGCCGAGUCUACCUCUUGAUCACCUGUUCAAGGCAUGGAAAAGGUUUUGAGCAUGAGGACAAAUCACUAGCUGAAAUGGCGAGGGAAGCGUCUUAACACACUGUCUAUAUAGGCAGGCUACCUGGCUGGCCAUGCAGGAACAACACCAAGAGAGCUCCAUGGGUCUCCAAGGACGAUAGGAGGGAAGGGCAGCACAAUACCUCUGUUUACUUCAACCCGUCGCUUCGUAGCUAGAUUGAAGCCUGAAGUGUCGGUGUAGUAACUGCCUGUACUUCACCACCGCUCACCAGUACACCUCUAGAUCGAUUUGUACUCGAGUCCCUAUGACAGUCCAGGAAGAUUGGUCUAGAUCUUAUGGUUUGACGAGAUGACAGCAUUCUCCGUUGUCAAUGCCGUAUAGACGACGUGUACAACGGAGUAUUAACAUGUUACUCUCCAUUGAUUAGAAGGCCAGAACACCACAUACACAGGACCGUAGCUGCUCGAAGUCUGUAGUCAGCAUCUACCGUCCUGAGUUGUCAACUUGACCAUAUUUCCUAGUUUCCAUUGCAGCUGGGGACUCGGGUUAGAAUUGGACAAGCACCCGCCGGGCGAUAGUUCAUUCGCGGUGCAGGCUUUAUUCAAAGCAGAUUAUUUACCUUGAGAUUGACUUUCGGGGAAACGUCACCCACUUGAGCAAUUUUGUAGCUCGAAUAAAUUGAGAUCAGGAGCUCGAGUUUUUCAUUCUUUUCAAGAGGUGGACGUGAUGAGAAAAACUUGGAAUGACAUACGUGAAUACAUGUAAGCUUGAGAACAAGAGUGCUGUUACUCAGACCUUAAUAUCGAGUUUAUGCGGUCAAGCUUGUGAUUUACCGCACUAUGGAUGUGGGUUUUGUUGCCGAAUGUAGUGGUAUUGACAAUUACAUCUCUAUUGUUACAAGGAUGUCACUGUUAAAUGUUGUGGCCAAGUGGAGACCAUGAAUAGGGAAGGGGUUGACG
Marchantia polymorpha subsp. ruderalis is the source of this 4702-nucleotide messenger RNA. The record is from the annotation of a GenBank genome assembly. Lineage: Eukaryota; Viridiplantae; Streptophyta; Marchantiopsida; Marchantiales; Marchantiaceae.